AAUUAAUACAUUCUUACCCUUCAAGCUUACACAUACCAAUCACUUUCAAAACCACCUUUUUCAUGGCUCCUUCUUCUUCAUCUUCUUCUUUAACAAUCUCUCCAAGGAAGCUACACUAUGAUUUAUAUUCCUACUCAUACAAACAAGAUUCAAACACACCAUUAGUGAUAAAUGUUCUAGCUUCAUUAAUUGAGAGAACCAUGGCAAGAACACAAAGAAUUGUGAAGAAUUGUUCUAAGGUUUUGUCCAAAGAAUUUACCACAAAGAUCUUUGAUUGUAGAGAGGUUCCUGAUUUGACUAUUGAAUCUUAUUUAGAGAGGAUUUUUAGGUACACACGUGCUGGACCUUCGGUUUAUGUUGUUGCUUAUGUGUAUAUUGAUAGGUUUUGUCAAAGUAAUGUUGGAUUUAGAAUCAAUUCAAGAAAUGUUCAUAGACUUCUCAUAACUACUAUUAUGGUGGCUUCUAAGUAUGUUGAAGAUAUGAAUUUCAGAAACUCAUACUUUGCAAAAGUUGGUGGAUUAACAACAAAUGAAUUGAAUGAGUUAGAGCUUGAAUUUCUAUUCAUGAUGAAUUUCAAAUUACAUGUAAAUGUGAGUGUAUUUGAGAGCUAUUGUUGCCAUUUAGAGAGAGAAGUAAGCAUUGGAGGAGGGUACCAUAUUGAGAGGACCUUAAGAUGUGCUGAAGAAAUCAAAGAAAAGGGACACACACAAAUUGCACGAGUAAUGUUGUAGAAUUUUUAGGGUAUUUUUUUUUGCUUGAAAAUAAAGAAAGGUUGUUAAUGUGUAUAGAUCAAUGUAAAUUUGAGUGUUUGUUUGGUGGAUUAUGAUUUUAGAACUAUAGGUAAAGGACAAGUGAGGGUGAUGUACAAAGUUGUCUUGUUCCAUCAAUGGAAAUAGUGAAUUUUAUGAGUUUUGAGAUUU
Messenger RNA from Vicia villosa (hairy vetch), 920 nucleotides. Its product is annotated as cyclin-U2-1-like. Gene Ontology annotation, molecular function: protein kinase binding. The coding region runs from base 63 to 731 and encodes 222 amino acids. Gene Ontology annotation, biological process: regulation of cyclin-dependent protein serine/threonine kinase activity. Lineage: Eukaryota; Viridiplantae; Streptophyta; Magnoliopsida; Fabales; Fabaceae. The record is from RefSeq and is a predicted model, not a curated record. The transcript has 2 exons.